Nerophis lumbriciformis (worm pipefish) is the source of this 3850-nucleotide messenger RNA. NCBI's taxonomy places the organism in Eukaryota, Metazoa, Chordata, Actinopteri, Syngnathiformes, Syngnathidae. The record is from RefSeq and is a predicted model, not a curated record.
AACAUGGAUGUCGAAACCAAACGAGGAAACUGCCGUCCGUCCGCCCCCCUCCAGCGCGCGGGCCCUUAAGCAUGUCCACAGAUGACAGCGUCUCUGAGGACGUGUCCAGCUCGGGCCCCCUGAGCCACUGCCGGGCCAGCGCUGACGGGGAUGGGGGCAAGGAGAGCGAGGUGUCCCCGCUGUCCUCUGAGGCCACCACCGCCUCCGGGCUGGCUGUCUCCGAGGACAGACUCUCGGCUUCCCAGACCACAGGGGGCACUGUGGCCAGCCGGCCCGUGAAGAUCACACCAGCAUGCGACAAGAUCAGGGGUCUAUGCCUGGGCACGGAUGGAACCUUCCCGCCAGGGAGAAACCUGCCGUUCAUCAACCCGAGCUCCCUGGAGACCCUGAGAGCCCUGGUGGAGGAGAUACGCAGCAGCGGCGAGAUGGACCCCAAGAUCUGGAAAGACUGCGAGGGCAGGUGGCUGCACCUGUUUCAGCUGGUGGAGAAGCAGUACCAGGAGCAAAUCCUGGCCCAGCAAGACCAGUACCAGUGCCAAAUACAGUUGAUUCAGGAUGAAAUUAAAGCUCUCGUGCAGCUCCAGAACCGCCAGGCCAGCCUCCAGCAGCACGCGGACUUCCCACAAACCCCGACCGUCAAAACCGGCGACGGCACCAAGGACUUCAUCCUGCCCUUCAUCCCCGCCGACUGCGCCUUCCCCCGACGCCUGGCCAGCGACAGCGACAGCCCGGCCGCCCCGGCUCUCUCCCCGUUCAGCUCCCCGUCGCCGCCGCUACAAAGGUCGGAGACGGCCAACCCCGGCGAGGAGCGCACGGCCACGGUGCUCAGCAGCGGCUACGGGACUCUUUCCACCUGGGAAACGGGGCCGGAAGCUGAGCCCAGGUGUACCGCCGGCGUCCAGGAAGACGGCGAGGAGAGUCAUGAGCCCUCAGUCCACCAGCAGAGAACCUGUGGCCAGGUGUUGACCUCCUGGGCAAUGAGGCAGAAAGUCCGUUCCAAGAAGAACAAGGCAGGUCCCUCCCAAAUUCCCGAGUACGAGGAGUUGCCGCGCAGCAACGCUGAGUCAGCACGACCCCCGCCAGAGAGCACAGACUCCCAGGAACAGGAACAGCUCCAGCAUCCUGCUGCCUCGUCCUCUGGGUUUUUCCCACUGAGGAGAAGCGACAGCUUCUUGUCCGAGACCUCAGGCCUGACUUACUGGCGCCUGAACGAGUGUGAUCUGUAUCACCCGCUGCCCGACGGCUUUGAGAGCGGCGCUUACUUCCUGCAAGAAGUUUCCACGGCUCAGGCCGUGGAGCCUCGCAUUUCUCUGCGAGAGCUCUACCAGCACAAGCAAAGAACGGACGUGAAGCGUUCCGACUGGGAGCGCUCGGAGACCGCCAGUCCUUUGCAGGCGGAGGCGGCGACCGCGCGGCAGUCGGAUCGUUCGUCAGCUUUCACGUCACCCUCCCGCUUCGCCUCGCUCCGACCCGGACCACCUAUGACUCCUGACAGCAUGGCGGAGUGCAGCCUGGGUACAGAUAACAACGUCUCUGAGGUAUCCCAGGAAGUCCCGCCCACCUCCCAGGUUAAGACCUGCCCUUACGCCGCCAGAGAAGAGAAGUCCGGCCACACCCGGAGCAGCACUCUGAAGCCCGGAUCGCCUUCUGGUACCAGUCUGGAUCCUCCGCGGAGUCCAAGAACGUCCUCGCUGGGAGAUCCUGUCGUCCUUUCCUUACUGAGACAGAACCUGAGAGAGAAGCACUCCCGGCAUGUGGCCGACUUAAAGGCGUAUUACGAGUCGGAAAUACAAGUCCUGCGAGACAAGCUGGACCCGCGACAUCUGCCCGGAGAUUUGGAGCGGGGAAACCGGGUCCUGGCAGAGCAGUGCGAACAUCUGGAGAAAGCCCUCGCUGAAGCUACCAGACGUAUCCAGCAGCUGGAGGCAACCAACGCCUCACUGGAGAAAAAGCUGGCCGAGUGGCCCGACCGCUACGCCGUGGCGGGCGCCGCCGUGAAGUCGCUGCGUCAGCGGCUAGAAGACGGCAAGCGCUCGGCUCGAGAGAAGGACGCCACGGCGGCCCGCUCGAGGGCGCGCGCCAAGCAGCAGGAGGCGGCGGCGCUGAAGGCCCGGCAGGAGGCCGACGAGAGCGAGGCCAAGCGGGAGCGGGAGGGCAAGAUGAUGAAGGAGCUACUGGCUCAGUACGAGCGUGUGGAGAAGGACAAGGAGGGCCUGAAGAACAACUUGCUGGCAAAAGAGAACAAACUUGCCCGAGCCAACGACGAGAUCUUGGAGCUGAAGAGGAACGUCUCCAAACUGGAGGGUCAGGUGAGGCAGCUGGAGCAUGAGAACCAGGCCAGGGUCUGCCACGCCCUCCACGGUGUCCCCCAGUCGUCCGGAGCCGGUCUCUACCACCAUCCUGACCUGCUGCGCUCGCCCAGCAGAGGCAACACCCAGCCGGACAUCACCCGCAAGAGGUCCCCUUGCCCGGAACCUGACCCUCCAUUCCGAAUCAGCCCGCCUGCAAGCGUGGAGACCCCCUCAACCGGUCGCCACUUAAGGUGUGCAUCACCGCAAGGUGUUGAGGCGGUCUCGCCGCAGUCCGCCAGACGCCAGGAGGAGAGCUCCGGCCAGCGGGAGACCACGCCCAGCCUUCUGACGCCCAUCAUGAGAGCCAUCAUGGAGAUGGAGGAGACCAGGGCCACGGAGAGCAGAGCUCCUUGGCUGGCCAGUCCCAGACCCACGCUGGGCGUCGUGGAGCUGAGGCACAAAUCGCCGCUGCAGGAGCGUCAGACCGCAGGAAGAGAGGCGCUCGGAGGAGGAAGCCCGUGUGGAGCCCAGCGAAGCCCGCUCGGACCUCAGAGGAGUUUGUCUCCGGACGGCCUCAGGUCGUCCUCGCUGCCUCCUCCGGGCCUACGGAGCAUCGGCCCCACCACGCCCACAAAGAGAGAGACGUUAUUGGCGCCAUUGUCUGCCAAAUCCAGCCCCAAGCGCUGUCCCACAGAGAACUACUCCACAGCUUUUGCCCACAUGAUGCCCAGGGAGGAACACCUGCACCAAAGCUCGGACGCGGACCAGAGGCGACACUCGCUCCACGGCGGCAGCACUCCCCGGAAGAGGCUCCACUUUUCGUCCGGAGACGCACACCUGGGGUGCGAGGAGGACACGCCCCCGCCCCGUGUGGGCCAGGUGCAGUCCCUCGCUGAAGCGGAGAGACUUUUUGAUGAGCUGACGCAGGAGAAACUGCAGAUUGAGGCAGCUUUGAGUCGCAUGCCGGCGUCAGGCGCUCGGGUGAGCAUGCAGACCAGGUUGGACCAGGUGGCCUUAGAGGAGCGCCUGGAGAGGCUGAACGGGGACCUGGGCUCCAUCCGCAUGACCCUGAAAAGAUUCCACGUCUUGCGCUCCUCCGCCAACACAUAGCAAUGUCUGUCUUUGCCACUAGGAGGCUUGGAUCAUCAGCCUACUUUUAGAUACACACAUUUGACUCGGGGAAACUUUUUGAUACAUCUUUUGGAGUAUAUAUUUUUGACUACGACACAAAUUUGUAGAUCCAUUGCCUUUUUAUCAAGAAAAAAAAAAAAGUUUUCAGCCAGCAGGGUAACUUUACACCGCCUUUUUUUUUUUUUUUUUUUUUUUUUACUUUUCAUCCUUUUCUUCUUAUUUAUGUUCAUUUUAAGGCCAAAUGACUGAUUUUGACAUGUUUAUUUGUUCACUUGACAUUCCAUCUUUCUUUUUUGCAAUAGGAAAUGUUUAUAUAUUUUUUUGGCGGAAGGACUGGAGCCUCCCUGAAGAAGAAGAAGAAGAAGAAGCCAGCACACACAUUUUGUCGAUUGGACCUAUAAAUAUUAUAUUAUGACUUGCACAAUAAA